Angiostrongylus costaricensis is the source of this 4206-nucleotide messenger RNA. The record is from the annotation of a GenBank genome assembly. NCBI's taxonomy places the organism in Eukaryota, Metazoa, Nematoda, Chromadorea, Rhabditida, Metastrongylidae.
AUGGUGUUUGAGUCCCUUGUAGCUGACCUUCUGAAUCGCUUCCUCGGUGACUUCGUCGACAAUCUCGAUGCUUCACAGCUCAAUAUCGGAAUCUGGGGAGGUGAUGUGAAGUUGGAAAAUCUCGAAGUUAAAGAAACUGCUCUCGAUGAUCUCGACCUUCCUGUUAAGCUGAAAUUCGGCUACUUAUCUUCGCUAGUGCUUAAGAUUCCAUGGAAAAAUCUGUACAAUGAGCCUGUCAUAGCAACGAUAGAUGGGCUAUACCUUAUCGUGGUUCCCAACAAAGGCGUUGUUUACGACGAAGAAAAAACAAAGAAGAAUGCGGCAGAUAUCAAGCAAAAAACCCUCGCUCGUCUUGAGGAAGCGCGUAAAAAUCGUCGGAAACCGCCAGAUCCCAAUCAAGAUUCCUUCGUUGAAAAAAUGGUCACUCAGGUCAUCAAAAAUUUGCAGACCACAGAUGAGAAUUGGGUGCCGACUGUUCAUCGAGAUGUUGUGAAGAUUUUCCACAAACUCGUAUUGCUUAGCAGUCUUUCGGUUUACUGGAAUUCAGAUUCGAAAUUGUUUUCUGACAUCCAAGACAAGCCAAUAAAAAUGGAAGCUAAGUUGAAACUAAAUCAAAAGCCAGAAGUUGAUGGAACAAAUUGGAAAAUUCCAAAGGUAGAUCUAAGUGUUGAUAUGAAGACGCUGGUGCUGGCUAUUGGUAAAUAUCAAUACCAAGAUAUUUUAUUAUUACUUGAAGCACAAGAAAGAUUCAAUCUGGCGACACAGUACUUAAAGUAUCGACCGAACAUCAACGAGUUUAAAGGACAUUACAAAGAAUGGUGGCUUUUUGCUUAUACUGCUAUCCUCGAGGAAAAAGUACGUCGACGGCGAAAUAACUGGUCAUGGCCAAGGAUGCGCACACAUCGGAAGCUUGUUCGUGACUAUCGGGACGCAUGGUUGAAAUGUCUUACAGAGAGAAAUCCGAGCUCUUCAGUAAUGGACAUUGUUAAGAAGGCGGAGGAGAAUCUGGACGUGUUUAACUUGAAUGUUGCACGACAACAAGCUGAGAUGGAUGUCGAUCGGAAGGGAUUGAAGAGAGUAGAAGAUCAACCUCAGGGUUGGCUUUCCUGGGGUGCAAGUUGGUUCAGUGGUGGUGGUGGUGGUGGUGAGAACACAAACACGCCGACUACUAAGAAGAAGGACUUCGCUUCUCAGUUCAAUGAGGCCAUGACUCCAGAGGAAAAGGAAAAGCUUUUCGAGGCAAUUGACUACCAGGAAAAUAUCCCACCUACCAAUUAUCCAAAAGAGUUCGUUGAAAACAGGGUUGAUUUCUGUCUAGGAGAGGUGGCAAUUAUCGUAGAUGAUGCUGUUGCACUUAAUUUCCUUGAUCUAAGGGCUCAUGCGGAACAACGACCUAGCGCAAAUGCUAUGAAUUUGCGGUCUACGAUACGAGAACUAAAAAUGGAUGGCGAUGGACAGGAAAUGUUGCGAGUACGUGAUUCUUCGAGGGCAUGGCUAGUUCUUGUAGUGGAUACUCAUCCCCUUCAUGGAAAAUACGACCAAUCUGUGCAACUGGCAAUUGCUCCCUUAAGUUUCAAGUACCAUGCCCCUGCAGUAAAUCAUGCUGUCGAUGUGUUUAAACCUCCUGAGUCAGUGAAGCUAAAUCAGUUAGCUGCAGCCGCGAUGUCUCGAUACGAAGAGGUUAAAGCUCGUUCUGUGACUGGACUGGCGCAUGCCGUUGAGAACCGAUCUCGUCUUGUUUUGGAUAUUCAAAUACAACCUACCACUAUUUUCAUUUCUGAAGGCGGAGUUUACAACGUGGAGAAACCUACCAUUAUGGCCGAUCUAGGUCACCUCAGUAUUACUACAGUGGAAGGAGAUCCUAAAAUAAUUGAGGAAAAAGAUAAACUUCACCAGCUCAUGGAUAAGGCGUACGAUAAAUUUCGAGUAAAACUGAGCAAUGUUGUUGUUUCCUUUGCCGAAAAUGUGACGAAAGGAUGUGCGGCACUGGCCGAUGCAAACAGUCCUAUGCAUAUUCUAAAACCAACUGGACUCGAUAUUGAAAUACACAAGUGCUCAAUAGACGACUUGAGACUUCCGAGAAUACGGGUGAUUGGUGCUUUACCUGACAUACUUGUCACGAUGUCGGACAUUCGAGUGUUGGAACUGACUCGAUUGCUGCUAUCUAUUCCAACUCCUGAGCCAGAUCCGGAGCCGCCAAGCGUGGGUGAAGUCGUGCAUAAUGCAGAUAUCGCAACUCGUGCCAAAAUGAAGACUAUAAUGGAAGCACAGGAGAUGGAAACCACUGACAACCAAGGACGUGAUUCAAGCAAGUCGGAGGACGAGAAAUCGAAGACAAGUGAGCAGCAGGUUCAAGUUGAAUUAGACCUCCACUUAAAUCAGAUUGGUCUUGUCAUUCUACGCGGUGAUGAUGUUUUUUGCAACAUUUCCAUUAUACGAAUGGGUUGUAAAUUGCAACUUCGUGCUUUCGAUAUGGUCGUAAUAGCUGAGCUUGGUGCUGUUCGGUUUGCAAUGCCGAUGUUCAAGCCUUUGAAUCCAGGAAAGAAUUGCCUUUAUUUUAUUGACAGUAACACAGAAGAAGCCUCGUUAAUUAGUUUUAAGUUAGUACAGGCAAAUCCUGAAUCACCUUUCUUCGUCACGGAAUACCACUGCACAGAACAAGCUAUCGAGUUUCAUUUCAGGAGUUUAGAUAUAUCGCUUCACCAGGUUGGUGGUAAUCGGGUCAUCUUAACCAUUUUCAGUGUUUUUUCAUCUCCAGUGUUUAAGGAGGGCCUCGUGGAAUUGAAACGGUUCGCAGAAAACAUGCAAAACGAGCUAAACGCACUCCAAGAGGGCGCUAGGAAACGAAUCGAAGAAACAAUCGAAACCGGUACUCGCAAGCUUAGCCGUCAACUAAGUGCCAGGAAUGAACUACGGCAUCGUGUUAUCAAAAUGCAUUUGGAGUCCACUAUUGGUAGCCUGGCUAUUGCAAUCGGAACACAAUCUGCACUGGACACCUUAAUCGCAAUUGAAAAUAUACGAGUUGGUACGAAGAUCACCGCAGAGACCAUGAAUGUUGUAGCGACGCUCAGGACAGUUAAAAUGGAAGACAUGACAGUAGGAGCACUAUAUAAAAAGCUUCUUUCUGUUACUGGCGAAAAGGAGAUGUUGAGGGUGCGACUGGCAGAGAUGCGCUUCGUAUUUCUUAAUUUGUGGCUAUGUAGAUUAAUGGCAUGGAUGGCACCAUUCCAUGAGCAGGCAACGCGUGCUGCUGCGGUUGCACAGGCAGUACACUCGGAACGUUUGACUGAUUUAGUUUCCUGUAAACCAUUUUAUACUUUUAUUUCCACGUUUGUCAAGGUUGCGUCCGAAAAGGCUGUUGAAGCCGCGGAGAAUGUAAAACAGAUAAUGGCUGAAUCACCACCCCGUAUUCUACUGGAUGUAGUGCUUGAAGCUCCUGUGAUUUUGCUGCCACAGCUAUCCACCAGGCGCAAUGUUCUAGUGUUUAUACUCGGUAUGCUCAACACCAGUUCUCGAAUAAAUCGUCCGUAUCUAGGAAAACUUAUCAUCAGCAACCACAUAGGCGGUGACAAAAACAACCAGAAACUUAUAAUGGACCAUAUGGAAGUGAAGCUCAUGGAUAUGAAAUUCGGAAUAGGUUUCGUUAGCGAGGACGCAUCAAAUUUGCUCGCGCUAUGCGACAUUUUGGAACCGUUAUCGUUUAAUAUCGCUGUUCACAGGAACUUGGUUUAUGCAGCAAUCAAAGAUUUGCCAGAGACUACAGUGGAUGCUCAAAUUCCAUCACUCUCCGUGAGCAUGUCCGAUCACGACUACGAAACUCUGAUGCAGACAUUAACUGGGAAUCUUGCUGAGGGCACUGAGUUAGUGGUAGUCCCACCUCCAGUCCAUUCAGACGAAGUUGAUACUUUUUCGCUUGAUAGAAUAUCCGCUGUCCUUCAUACUGGUGGUUCUGAAUCGAUAUCUUGUCGAGAGACUUCAAGUGCUUUCGCAGCAUUAAAGCUGUAUGAAUUUAAGCUCAGCGGCUCUAUCAAGGAAGACAACUCGAUGGAUGUCGCAAUGUCCUUAAAUACAUUUUCUAUGUCUGAUGAACGUCGCGAUAAAACGAAAAUUCAUCAAUUACUCGACAAGAAAAAUCCUAGUGACACCCAUCGUUUCCUCACUCUCGCGUUUUCUCAAGACGCUGUACAGAACAAGAAUAGUGGGUGA